UUCUUGAAAUUCGACGCGUUCGACGAGACACGAUCAAGGACACCAUCGACAUUGAUUCGACAACACGCACCGGGAGGCGGGCGAUGUCAGAAGCAACGAUGGGCCCAGCAGAGGAUCACCCAGACUUACAGGCGACAAGCGUAGGUCGCUUAUCCCUCGAUGUAGAGGACGUAGGGACCUCAGCACUUGGAACUGUUACGGAGAUUCAAGAAGAGGAAGUUGCGAGCUCGUCCGAUGUCUCUAUAGACGAAUCGCCGGCUCCAGGGACUGAAAAAUUUGGUGAUCGGACACUGACAAGUCCCUCAGCGACUUUUGGUCACAGGCGCCGGAGCUCAGCCGUCAGCCGACGUUCAAGUACCUCUGGCGCUCGACGGUCCAGUGUCCUCUCGUCUGCGCACGAGUUCGACGACUUCCAGGAAGGCGAGGAUGGGUCAGACUUUGGAGACUUUGAAGAUGAAGAACAAAGUCCCUUUGUCGAAGAGAGAUCUGUUCAUUCUCAGGCCUCUAUCUUGGCGCCUCUUCCAGACACAUCGGACCAGGAGCGCUUGGCAGACUUCCUGGAGGAUACUAUACAUGUGCUGUUUCCUUCGUCAGAAUCUACGAUGGCAGUUAAGCGCUCCAACACAAUCGCUACGGAGAACGAGGACGAGUUUGAAGACGAGUCACCUUUCAUGCUGACCGACCGUGCUAUCUCACUGUGGAAGCAACUGACCGCAGCGCCACCGUUGCAACCGCCCGCAUGGAAGCACUCCCGCGUACGCCGCCUGUUCCUUGUAAGUCUUGGUAUUCCACUCGAUCUGGACGAGAUUCUACCCAAAAUGACCCACAAGAAGCUUGUCUUGCCCUCAACCAAAAAGAAGGACAAAAACAGCAGUACGAGGCGUCGCAAGAUUCCACCGCCGCCAGAAUUUGAGUUGCAUCUUGCUCGCCAACUUUGCCAGACUACGGAGGCUGCGCUAGACAACAUGGACGAUCGCGAAAAGACUAUCCAUAUUGCCACACUCAAGGCGCAUACUCUUGCAGCUUCAAAUCUUCUGACGUACUGGCUGGAACAACGGGAGCUUGCUCAAACAGACAAAGAGACGUUGGAAGCGGUAGUCGAAAACCUUGUCAAAUUUCACAAGCGGCAAAUGGACGAGCAGGUAAAAAAGCAGGCAGCAACGGUAAAGAAAACCCGUUUUUCCUUCAGGUCAGGCAGCUGAUGACCAAUGGCGAAUUUUGUGUCUAUCGAAGUCCGCCUUCCGUGGCUUCAUCACAGCUAGAGUGGUACUCAAUUGCGUACCCGAUGCGUUUCUCACCUGAAACAAUUAUACCUCUGACAUGCCGGCAUCAUAUAAAAGAAGUCAGAGACUGCCUGACCUGAUCCCUAUGAUUCCAUUCAAAAUUCCACUCGCCCUUUUCUUGGCGUAUGCAGUAGCUGUGCCCAUUCAGGAGCAAGGGGCUCUCAGCAAACGCUUGGUGGUCGGCUUC
Protomyces lactucae-debilis is the source of this 1470-nucleotide messenger RNA. RefSeq lists its product as uncharacterized. Bases 84 to 1202 code for a protein of 372 amino acids. The record is from RefSeq and is a predicted model, not a curated record. NCBI's taxonomy places the organism in Eukaryota, Fungi, Ascomycota, Taphrinomycetes, Taphrinales, Protomycetaceae. The transcript has a single exon.